This is a messenger RNA of Striga asiatica, 408 nucleotides long. The record is from the annotation of a GenBank genome assembly. Lineage: Eukaryota; Viridiplantae; Streptophyta; Magnoliopsida; Lamiales; Orobanchaceae.
CUGAUCGACUAUGCACUUCCUGCCCAGCCUCCACGGCCGCACGCCGUGAAAAAAAAUUCCAUCUGCCGUGAAGUUCCAGACCCCGCCGCUUCCGUUCGACGUGAAGUUCCAGUCGCCGCGUCCGUUGUUCUAGCCCCGCCACCACGCGCCGUGAACAUAGCUUUCAUCUACCGCAAAGUUCCAAACCCUGCUUCCGUUCACCUUGAAUUUUCAAUCGCCGCCUCCGUCUUUCCAGCCCCGCCUCUGCGCGGUGUGAACACGUUCGAUCCCAGCCCUUGCUUCUGUCCGUCAGUGAAGUUUCAACCCCCACUUCAGUCCGGAGUGAAGUUCCAGUCCCCGCCCUUGUUGAACACUUGUCUUUCCUUCCGCCUCCGCCACAGACCGUCGACACAGAGACCUCUGCCGUAA